UUAAAAAAAAAACCAUUGAGAAUUUAUCUCAAAAUAAAUAAAUAACCUUGAGAAAUGACAACAUUUCAUACGAAGAACAUCUCCUUUAGAAACGGCAAGAUUUCCGUGCGUGUACUAGUUGCUGUGGACUGUAGUUAAUGUUCCUUUUCGUUGGAACUCUGUCUGAUCUUUAAUGUCAAUAUCGAACACAAAUAAAGAUAGUUUGCUUUCAUCCCAAUUCCCUUCUUUCAGACCGUCCUAACUGCGCCUUAUCCACCACCGACGCCAAGUUCUGAAGGAGUUUCGAAGUGGCAUAUAUAUAAAAUAUAUACAUUUUCCUUUGAUUCAAUAAUGUGAUUAGGAAUUGUGGGUAUUCAGUGAAAUUGCAAAAUUUGGACAUAUCAUCCUUUAUUUCAAGAUUUCAUGUCAAAUUAAUUCAUCAUAAAUCUGCUAUGUCUCCUGAAUCCUGUGGCUCAGCCUUGCUUUUGGCUUUGCCGGACGAUGUAUUCUCACUUAUCACUCGGUCACUCUCGCCACAUGACGUAUGCAAUCUUGGUCUAUGUCGUCGGAGUCUAUAUGCCCUUGUAGCCUCUGAAAAACUAUGGUUUGCUCAGUGUGAGAGGUUAGGAAUUGUGCCUCAACAAGAGCUCAUAGAAUGGCGAAAGGUCGUCUCAUCUUAUAAGGCCCUUUGCCGCUUUCUAUAUACCGUUAAGUCAUUGAUGGGAAUAUGGGUUCACCAGAAUCCUGAGCUUGGCAAUGUGGUUUAUGUCAUGCCUGGUUUUGUUUCUGUUGUUGGGUGUCGAAUAAUACCUCAGGAACUUGGCCCAUUAGGAAUUGAGGAUGGCCCUAUUCUCUGGGCUCCUGUGUUUGAAAUCUUUGGUGAUUGUGAUGGUUGUACAACGUUUUUCCUACAUGGAAGGGAGAAGGGAAAUGACUAUUUGUAUCCCGGGUCGAUCAAGUCCAUUGACAGGACUUGCAAUGUGCUAUUGCUUGAGGUUGAGCCUAGACAUCAUGAAACCAAAGUCAAAUUGUUGCAAAGUAAGAGUUUAGACAAAGAGGUGCCCAGAAAGGUUUGUAGGUCAAAUAGUGGAUUGUCAAGAUCGCAUAGGGUGUAUAAUCAGAGUGAAUCAACAGUACCCUUUAGUCGAUUGGCUUUUUGUGAUAGAAGAAAGUUGCUUGAGAUCAUUACUAGCCAAGUUCGUAUAAAGAUUCCUGAACUGGGAAAUGGUCCGUUGUUUCCUCCAAUAAGGACUGAUGAGGAGAACUUUUGUAAAGAGAUGGUGCUAUUAUAUGAACGAAGAUCAGUGCUGAUUCAAAAGCAUAAGCUUGGUGGAGGUCACGUUGAUUGGAAAACAAACCCUCAACUACCUUCAGCUGAUCCUACCCAACUGGAAUUAAGUGAGUUCAGGAAAACUCUUGAACGAUCAAGUGUUCUUCGUCAUUCUGUUAGUGAAGAUGGUGAUAAUACGCAAGACAACAAGAAGAAAACUCUUGGCAAGUAUUUUAGCAAGAGCAUUAAUCAGAUCUUUCGGAAGUCUAACAGUAGUGUGCCUUCAAAUAGCAGUUCAAGCAGUGACAGUAAGCAUGCACAACUUCAUGAGUUUCUGAGGUCAGGCGAUACAAUAGGACUAACACUACAUGCCACCACCGUGAAGCUAUCAUCUUAUAGGGCAUGGCCAAAUAUGCAUGACAGUCGGUUUGCCCUUUACAAGUUGCCAUUGCGCAUUCCGACUGCUGAACAAGAGUAUUCUGGUCUAUGGGGGGGAACUUUUGGCUGGCCUCCUGGAAAGCCUACUGAAGACAAGCCUGGAAAGGCUUUGUUCUUUCUCUUGCUUUCAUAUGAGGAGUCCCAAGGGCAAAGGAUGCUCAUUGCAACCAAAAUAUUGGAAGGCACUCAUUAUGUUCUGCAUCCUAAUGGCUCGGCAAUGUUUACCGUGAAUGUGGAUGAGCCUUCACCAGAUCCAUUUCCAUGGGAUUUGGAUGCAGAUUCCGUUCCUGUGAAUGUGGAACAUGCUUAUGUUGGGGAGGGCAUUGCAAAUGGAUAUGGUUUCAGAUAUCCAGGUGCCAAACCUGGUUCCCUCUUCGCAUUUCAAAAUGGUCAUCUUGCUUUCAUUUGGAAGGAGACGAGAGCUGUCCUAACCCUGCAGAGGCUUAACUUGCAAGAUCUUUUGAAGAAAGGUGAAAAAGUGGCUGCUCUUCCUCCAAUCGCAAAUUUUUCGUAUUUAACCAAGUCGUACUCGAAUGUUUUUGCUGGCUUUCCAAACUCCUCAAAUUGUUUAUCUUCACCAAGGCAGAGACAUUACUGAGACACUCAUGGGCAGUUUUUGGAUUAUGGAACGAAUAUUAUCAAUUGGCUAUGCCACUGCCAUUGCUAUGCCUGGUUUGGUGGCAAUCUUCAUCUCCCAGUGCUUCAAAUUCACACAGGAGAUACCAAGUCCUGUAGGUUGACAUGGCAGUGUUCAUUCUACUCUGUAUUGUGUUUGUAGAGUUAUAACGUUUUAUAUCAAUGUAUGGUAAUAAACAGUAGGCAUAAUCCUUUUGUUUGAAACAAGGGAUUCUAAUAAAGUUUGAAAUACUAGAGGUCUGAGUUAAAGCAUUGUAAGUUAUACAAAUAAAGUUCCUAAAUUUGAAGCACCACUAUUUGACUUUGCCUCAUAUAGUUCAGUCCUCUUAUCUUCUCUAUUAUUAUUUUUUU
Molecule: messenger RNA, 2674 nt
Organism: Morus notabilis
Lineage: Eukaryota; Viridiplantae; Streptophyta; Magnoliopsida; Rosales; Moraceae
Product: F-box protein At5g39450
Exons: 3
Coding region: 432-2285 (617 amino acids)
Molecular function (GO): protein binding
Source: RefSeq, a predicted model, not a curated record